CUGAUCUGUCCAUGCUGGAUAUUGAUGAUUUCAUCACAGAAAUCUGUCAGCUGAAGAAAGAGGUGGCGUUACUGGAGGAAAAGCUGAGGACAAGAGGAGAUGAACUCAACACUGAGGUUUGGACACAUUCAACAUCAUUUACUGCUUUUAUACUGUCAUUCAUGUCAAACUAAACCAAAGUGAGACAUCACACAUAUAUUCUAUAUAAAGCUCCAGUGCUGAUGAUGUGUUGUGUGUUUGUCAGAUUGUGGUAAAGGUCGAGUCAAACCCCACAGACGCUCAGGACACUGUGUGUGACAGUAAUCACACCUUGAAUCAGGAUGAAUCUACUGAUCAAACCUCCACAGAGUCUCUGGAUUCUGUCUGUAACGCUGGAGAACAGCAGAUCCUGAACACCAGACCACUCAACAUGUGUUCUGUCAGACUGGUGGACUGCAGGAAACUGAUGGAGAUGGAAACACAGACCACAGUGAAGGAAGAACAGACUGAUGAAGAUGAGAAUCAUGAUGAUUUUGUUCCUUCAGGUAAACUGUUGAACUGCAAUAACAUGGAGAUAAAAACAGAACCCAAAUCAGAGGAAGAUCAAACUGAUGAAGAUGAUGACUUUAUACCCUCAGAUGAGAGCGGUGAUUCAUGUUGUGAUGGAGAAACGGCCUCUACAUCAAAACAGCGACUGACAGCACAAACUCUUUCCUGCAUCACCUGUGGAAAGACAUUCAGUUCACAGAGACGUUUAGAGACACAUGAGAGAAAACACACAGAACAGAAACUCUUCACCUGCACCAGAUGUGACAUCAGCUUUCCUACCUUACAAGAGAAGAAACUUCAUUCACAAGAGCACAGAGACAAGAAACACUUUCACUGUCAGCAGUGUGAGAAGGUUUGUGUCUCCGCUUCUAAGCUAAAAAUCCACAUGAGGACACACACUGGAGAAAAACCUUUCCACUGCAGUGAAUGUGACAAAUAUUUCAGCAGCAAACAAUAUCUUUUUACUCAUAAGAGAAUUCACACGGGGGAAAAGACGCACGCGUGUCCUCACUGUGACAAGAGAUUCAGCCAUUCAUCUCAUGUUAAGAUACACAUGCUUUCACACACAGAUGAGAGACCGUAUCAGUGCAGUGAAUGUGGAAAAACCUUCAGGCAGUUAUUUGCUUUGAAGUCACACCUUAAAAUACACUCUGAGGAGAAACUCUAUCAGUGUUCACACUGUGAUAAACGCUUCCGUGAGAAAUUUCAUCUGAUACGUCAUGAGAGAGUUCACACUGGAGAGAAACCUUACGUCUGCUCUGACUGUGGGAAGAGGUUUGCUCAAUCAAGUCUUUUAAGAGUUCAUCAAAGAACUCACACUGGAGAAAAACCUUAUCAGUGCAGUGUUUGUUGGAAGAGAUUCACUGCGCACGGUACUCUACAAAACCAUCAAAAAACUCAUACGGGUGAAAAACCUUAUAAAUGUUCUCAGUGUGACAAGACGUUUGCUCGAUCAGAUGUCUUGAAAACCCAUGAGAGAGUUCACACUGGAGAGAAACCUUAUCACUGCUCCAUCUGUGGUGAGAGAUUCACUUAUUUAGGAAGUUUACAGACUCAUCAGAAGAAACAUGCUGAAGAACAAACUGCAGUAAAAUCAUCAUAGCGUCUCAAUCUGUUUAAAGUGCUUACUGCCAGUGUUGGGGUCAAUAUCACUUUAAAAGGGACAGAUGACCCAAAUAUCAAAACCUGUCAUCAUUUAUGCAUCCUCAUGAUAUUUUCAGAAAUGGCUCAGAACCACCCGCUUUGUGUUCAGUGGCUCUUUAAAAAUCCUUUAAUGCACAGUUAGCUUUUAAUCGCUAUAUUAAAAGUCUUAUUUUUUUGAAGUGUUGAAAUAAACAAUUCAAGAGACUUCAAUAUGCAGUUUGUUAGAAGUCAUUCAACUCAACUCAACUUUAUUUAUAUAGCGCUUUUUGCAAUUUUUGUUACAAAGCAGCUGUACAUGAGACAUAUUGACUAUAAGCGAAACAAUUAAAGUUGUACCUGUAAAAACAAGAAAAAGGUGAAAACACAGAAGACACAUACCCACAUACAAAACACUCCACACACACAAUAUGCACACGUACUAACACACACACACACAGACAUAAACAAGUACGCACACACGCACAGUGAGAGCACACAUUUAAGAUAAAGGAGAGAGAAACACAGGUCAAAUAUAACAGACUAUAAAUUCCUAUAUGCAAUAUUAAGUAAAACUUUAAAAUUCUAAUUCUAAAGCAGCCCCCCCCGGCCAGGCAGUAUGCAAACGGUGGUGAGGAACCCAAAACUCUAAUCGAGAAAAAAAAAAACAGGCCCAACCAGGGGAUUCCAGUUCCCCUCUGGCAAAAGCUGCUGGCUUCAGUAUCACAGGAUCAGGAAACCAUUUUAAAAUCAAGACUGAAGGUCAUUCAACAGUCAUCAAUGAUUUCAUCAAAAGAUGAAGACCCUGAAGAUCAUGUGGUGCUGCUAAAAGGUGAAUUUAUGACAAAAAUAUUUGUUAAUUUCACCUUUUAAUAUGGCGUAUAACGUAAAAUACAAAACUAAUCAUCAUUUGGUGUGAUGCCAAAAAACACUUGUAUUGUUUGAUUUGAUAACCUUAAGUAUAUAAGCUUCAGUAGAAGUUUCACGUUUGUCACAAAUUCAAAAGAGACUAUUGAGGGUAUUCUCCACCACAAAAACCCAACUAGAUAACAUGUCAUUUAUGUGAGUAAACAGAAAAUAUUCAUUAGAACACAGAGUUUUCAUAGGGCUGUUCCAUAAAACAAGAUUACGAAAUAAACCAGGCUUAUAGCUUAGUCUGACUUCAUUCAGAUUCUUAAUUCGGUUUCAUAAACCAAACUUAAAAUAGUUUGAACUCAGUUACUAUGGAAACGUAUACUGUGAAACUAACCUGAGGGCUGUUCCCCAAAACAAGAUUACGAAAUAAGACAGGCUUAUUUUGGUAAAUCAGAUCUAUUGUUGGUCGAUUCGGUUUCAUAAAGCAAACUUAAAAUAGUUCAAACUCAGUUAUGGCAAUUUAUGCUGGGAAACUAGCCUGGUCUGGGGCAGGCUAACUGUCAGGCUAAGCCUUGCUUGUUGCUUAAAUAGAGGCUUAAAUAGAGGUCAGUUAACCCACUGUAAUGUGAUGAUAUUACCACUGAUUCUCAUAUCACUUUAUUGAACAUUAUAAUUAAAAUGUAAAAAUAAUUAAUUAAAUAAAUUAUAGACCACAAUAAUGUUACAUUAUUACAUUACAUUAUAUUGAUUUGAUAUAAAUGUUUAAACUAAUGUCAAUUAAGUUUGAAUUUAAACAUUAAACAUUCCCCAACAGAUUGAUAAUAGCUAGAAACAGAACAAUUUCAAACAAUUAUACCGGCCAAAAGAUCUAGUAUCUAAAUCCAAAUAAUUUAUAAUGACCUACAGUUUCCUAAAAGUUUCCAGCUAACACACUACGUUCUGACAACGUCGCCAGUUCGUCUUCAUUUGGUCACCGUGACAUUGUAAAGCUCAUGUGACCGGUCUGCACCUUCGCUCUGCGUUGUGUUGAUGAUUUAAGGAGACCGGACAACAGAGAUUCCUCAGAUCACUUUUUAUUCUGAAUUAAUAAAAAGGAAAAUUAAUGAAAAAUAAAGUCAAUCUGUGGCCUUUCUUCACAGUUUCGCCAUUGACCUGCCAGUCAAAACGGAUCAUUUUAGCCACAGAUCUUAAUUAACGAACACUCUCGAAACAAAUACAUACUUCAUGUUCCACAACCUUUCAAUAAGAUUUAACUGCAUUUUUAACACAAAAAUAGAUAUUAAAUCACAAGAAACGAACUUAUUUUAAGCUCUUUAGAGAGAGCUCGAGCAGAACUCACCUUCCCUCAGAUGCGCUUACCGCGAACUGAAGAAAAGCAACCGGAACUUAAUUCUUAAAGGGGACACGUGCCAUAUUUAACAAUUACAAAAAAAUGUACAUAUAAGCAUAGAAAACAGCUCAAAUAACAGAAAUCAAUAUGAAAAGAAUUGCCAGAAUACACAAUAAUUGAUUAAGGGAGAAAUUUUGUGUGAAAUUAAUAAAUUGAUAACACAUCUGUUACACUCAGAAAGCUGUUGCGAGAGAAUGGAUGUCGAGAUGUUACUGUCGUUGGUGUCAGAACAGACAAACCUUUGUGACAAAAGUCACAGUGACUACAAAAACCAGGACAAAAAAUAAGUUCUGUGGCAAAAAAAAGCAGAUAAGAUGGACAUUGAUGGUGAGUUUUGAUAUCUUUAAAUCAUAAGGUUUUGUGUAGUGUGUUAACCUUGGCAAUCUGAACCGGCCUGAAGACCCUACCUGACCCAUUCAAACUGACGAUUCACUCCACAGACUGCAAACAAUUAAUUUGAUAAAAACAAAGGAAUUUACUAUAAAAAUAGUAGGCUACAAUUAUUCCAGAUUACAGACACUAUUUAUAAAAACAUGAAAA
Triplophysa rosa is the source of this 4432-nucleotide messenger RNA. RefSeq names its product zinc finger protein 501-like. The transcript has 2 exons. Gene Ontology annotation, biological process: regulation of immune system process; regulation of cytokine production; negative regulation of transcription by RNA polymerase II. The record is from RefSeq and is a predicted model, not a curated record. NCBI's taxonomy places the organism in Eukaryota, Metazoa, Chordata, Actinopteri, Cypriniformes, Nemacheilidae. Bases 410 to 1630 code for a protein of 406 amino acids.